CUCUUUCCUUUCUUUCUUUAUUUCAUUGUUUUUCAUUAUUAUUUCUUUCAUUUGCAUUCACUCUCAUUCUCUCUGCUUCUCUACUCUCUCCUUCCCUUUUUAUUUCUUCUUUCCCUUCCUUCCUUUCCACUCCUCUCAUUCUCUUAUAUUCCUUUUAGUUUUAACUCGUGUAUGUGCUCAUUAUUGAAUAUUUCUCACAAUUCAUAAUCCUCUCUCAUUGCCACAGUAACACUUAAUUCGUGCUUUAUCCACAAUGAAGUUUGGCGAUAAUUUGCAAGAUUCCAUUUACCCUCCAUGGAAGGACAAUUAUGUCCAAUAUAAUGAACUCAAGGAGCAACUCGAACAGGGCCUGUCCAAGCCUGCAGGCUGGACAGAGCGUGACGAGGGCAUCUUUGGUGAGACCAUUGAUGGUGACUUGACAAAGGUCUUUAAUUUCGUUACCGAAAAGUUUGAGGAGCUCCAGGAGAGGACCUCUAAAGCCGAAUUGCGUGUUGCCACCUUCCAGCAGUCUUAUAACCAAAAGGAAUUGGAGUCGUUGACAUCAACCAUCACUGAGAUCACAGAUGAAGUUAAUCAGCUCUCAAAAUAUUGUAGAACCAAUUAUGCUGGUUUUCUCAAGAUCGUUAAGAAGCACGACAAAAAUGUGCCUUAUAAAUUAAGACCCGUCUUCAUGGUUCAGUUGAAGUCGCGCACUUUCUACAACGUCAACUUUGACUCGCUUGUCGUGCGUCUCUCGAAGCUUUAUCAUACUCUUGGCGCAGACUCCUUUGCAUUCGGAACACCUAUCACACCCUCUACUUUCACAGGAAGGGCUAACAUCGAAGGACUGGAUCGCAAGUCAUUCAAGUUCUGGGUGCACCCUGACAAUGUGAUGGAGGUCAAAACCACCGUACUCAAACACCUGCCUGUAGUUCUUUAUACUCCUCGUGGGCCUAAUACAGCAGAGUCUUUGGAUCCCUCGCUUUCAUCUGUCUAUCUGGAUAACUCUGCAUUUGAUCUCUACAACAAUAAACUGGAGCGCAAGGAAGGCGCACAAGCCAUUCGUUUGCGCUGGUAUGGCAGUCCCUCCAACAAUGAAAUCUAUGUUGAGCGCAAGAUCCACCAUGAGAUCAAUAAGUUCGGCGAAUAUCAUGACCGCUUCACUAUUAAAGAAAAGUACGUCGAUGCUUUCUUGAAGGGAGAGUACACCAUGGACCGACAGAUUGCUAAACUGAGGGACCAAGGAGCCAAAUCUCCUACAGAAAUUGAGAAGUUUGAGGAAAUGGUCAAGGAUGUUCAAAAGACUAUUGUUGAUAUGAAACUCAAGCCAGUUUUGAGAACUGUUUAUAACAGAACCGCAUUUCAGAUCCCUGGAGACAAGCGUGUUCGUCUAUCUCUGGACACUGAUCUUUGCAUGAUUCGUGAGGAUAACCUGGACAACACCACGCGUUCCGGCAAUCACUGGCGUCGAAUGGAUAUUGAUUAUCCUUUAGGAACCAAGACGGCCUAUGAGAAUGAUAUCACUCGCUUCAAUUAUGCUAUCCUGGAAGUCAAAUUGGAGCUGCCUAUUGGCAAAUCUACGCCAGGGUGGGUCGAUGAACUUAUGAACAGUCAUUUAGUUGAGUCAGCCGAGUCAUUUUCAAAGUAUGUUCACGGUGUUGCUGUGCUACUCGAAAGCCACGUGGCUCUCUUACCAUUCUGGCUCGCCCAACUUGAAAAGGAGUCCGUUCGCACUUCAGAGUCCAUGCGUGGUCAGUUGGCAACAGAUACAUUUCCGAUUAGCAGGUCAGGAUCCAUGGCAGAAAUUCAUAGUAUCAACAGCCGUCGGUCCUCCGUUGUGUCCAGAUCGGAAUCUGAAAAUGGAGCCAGCACACGAUCUCUUUCCAAAGGAAAGAACAAGUCAAUGGAUAUUGUGGUCGACUCACAAUACGGCCAGAACGGGAACGGGCAAUAUGGUUCAUCCUCAAGGGCCUCCUCCAGACCUUCCAGCAUUAACAAGAGGCCUUUUGGUUUUAAGGGUCUCGGGGGUGUCUUCAAGAAGUCUGGUAAAGGCAAAGAUGCACACGAGACCAGUCCACUGCUUGGUCCUAAUGAUAGCCAACAAGAUCUUGUCCCUCAGAUCAAGAUCAUUCCACCCAAACCGAAGAAGGUUGUGGGUCCUCUUAAGGUCGAGGCAAAGGUUUUCUUUGCUAAUGAACGUACUUUCCUCAAGUGGAUGCAUAUCGCUAUUCUUAUCGGCACUCUUGGGGUCAGUCUUUACAAUGCUGGUGAUAACAUUGGACGAUUCGCUGGUAUACUGUUGUCCAUCACUGCACUGCUAACGCUAGUGUACUCGAUCUGGUUGUAUGAGAGGCGUCUAACAAUGCUACGUAAUAAGGACCCAGGUCCUUAUGAUGAGCCUGUGAUGCCCACGUUGAUGUGUGUAUGUAUUUUAACAGCUAUCUCGCUGAACUUUUACCUCAAGUCGAGCGUCAAGUCGAAGCCAUGAAGUAGGCAUUAGUCUUUUUCAAGUAGCAAUUGAUACACCUAACUUUCAUUGCAUUGCAUUUUUACUAUUUUACUACUUAUUUAACAAAUAAAUCAUGUGAUAAUGAGCGCCCUUUUUCAUUUUAAGUGGCACCGUUGAGCUUAAAUUGGC
This is a messenger RNA of Lobosporangium transversale, 2617 nucleotides long. RefSeq names its product VTC domain-domain-containing protein. Gene Ontology annotation, cellular component: vacuolar transporter chaperone complex; fungal-type vacuole membrane. NCBI's taxonomy places the organism in Eukaryota, Fungi, Mortierellomycota, Mortierellomycetes, Mortierellales, Mortierellaceae. The record is from RefSeq and is a predicted model, not a curated record. The coding region runs from base 254 to 2467 and encodes 737 amino acids. The transcript has 5 exons.